Mollisia scopiformis is the source of this 1998-nucleotide messenger RNA. RefSeq names its product general substrate transporter. Bases 457 to 1998 code for a protein of 513 amino acids. NCBI's taxonomy places the organism in Eukaryota, Fungi, Ascomycota, Leotiomycetes, Helotiales, Mollisiaceae. The transcript is spliced from 3 exons. The record is from RefSeq and is a predicted model, not a curated record. Gene Ontology annotation, biological process: carbohydrate transport; transmembrane transport. Gene Ontology annotation, cellular component: membrane. Gene Ontology annotation, molecular function: carbohydrate:proton symporter activity.
GACACAGCCGAGCAUUUUUGAGUAAUGACUGUGGCACCAGUAUUAAUAUUGUAUUGCAUUACUUUGAUAGUCUCUCUCAGACGAUAUUGUUUCCAUUUCGCUUCCAACGUGGUUAGGUACCGUUGCCGCUCUACUCAGGAGCUACCCACCUUUGUCUCACCCUCUACUCAGGUUACUCAGUCACGUUUCUACUCUCCCUUGUUUGUAUAGCCGGAACUAUAAAGUAAGCGAGAUAAUUAACUUCAUAUACAUAGGUACAUUAGACAAGUGGGGCGCGAUGAAGGUUGCGUCCCUCAUUAGAUUGUGGGUUCUCUCGCUCGGAAGACUACCAUGUGGGUAGGAUGUGUGGAUGUGAGCGCGAACAAGAUGUGAACAGGGUGCGAAUAAGAUGGGGUCGAAGGACUGAAAGUUGCACUGCUUCACCACUCCAUCGUUUCCUCCAGAGAUAAUCUUACAAUGGCGGGCCUCGAAAACAGGCACUCCGCGACCUGUCUCGACGACCACGCUCCCACGGGCACCUCCAAUAUCACACGAGAUUCAUGGAAGGACAAUAAGAAGGGCAUCGCGAUAUGUUUCCUCAUCAACAUGGCUAUGUUCGAAUUUGGCCUGGAUCAAGGCAUGGUGAGCGGUUUCCAAGCCAUGUCCGGCUUCUUGCAUGACUUUGGCUAUCAAGACCCUCACCUGCCAGGAGGCUAUGGAAUCUCUACGACGGUGCAACAGCUCAUCACCAGCCUCGUGUCGGCCGGCAUGUUCGUUUCCACCUUUGUAUCAGGCUGGAUGAGCAACAAGAUAGGACGCAAAGGUGGCCUCUGGGUGGCCAUUUUCUUGAUGAUACUCAGUGUCACGAUUCAGAUUGCCGUCAUCAAGCCCGGAGCUCUGUACGCAGGUCGCAUUCUGCUGGGCUUCUCUAAUGGCCUCCUCCUCGUUUGUGCACAGCUGUACGUGCAAGAGACCAUCCCGUCCAACCUACGUUCCCUAGCCUAUACAUUUUAUCAAUUCUGGAUCAGCUUUGGCGCGUUGCUCGGCACGGUAAUCAACAACGAAACUUCGAAGAGGCUUGAUCGAUCAUCCUAUCGCAUACCCUUAGCCGUCCUUUACAUCCUCCCAGUACUGCUUGCCAUCGCACUCCUCUUCCUGCCCGAGACGCCACGACAUCUUGCUGCCCAUGGGAAGUACGACGAAGCAACACAGGCGCUUCGCUUCCUACGUGAUGCCGCCUACACUGAUCUCCAGAUUAGGGAGGAAAUGGCGGAGAUCAAACAUGCCAUCGAGAUUGAUGAGGAGAUCAUCAACACCAUCGGCUAUCGUGAACUGUUCCGUACAGCUUCCAUCAAGCGCACUCUGACCUCAUUGGCCUGGUAUGGCGUCUACUUCUUCAUGUUGUCUGGAGACACGCAACCUUUCCGGGACGUCGUCAUCCUUUCCUGCGUUGGUCUUGCCGGUGUUCUAGUCACCCCCCUUUUCACCGGCCAAGUGGGCAAGAGGUUGAUAUUAAUGACUGGUGGUUUAGUACAAGGGUUGUGCAUGCUCGGUAUGGCACUUUCAUACUCUAUUCGCGGCAUUGACGGGGUCAGUGGAAGGGUGAUCAUCCCCAUGUCUUGCCUUUACUUGUUUACUGCUUCAUCCACAACAUCGCCGUACUCGUGGCAGGUCGCAGGCGAAGUUCCAGCGCAACGGCUCCGUGGUCACACUCUGGGAUUCGCCUCGUCGGUAACUUACCUCUGCGGAUGGUCCAUCACAUUUACAAUCCCAUAUUUCAUCAAUCCAACGGCGUUGAAUUGGGGUGCACAAUACGCAUACAUUUGGUUCGCCAGCAACCUCCUGAUUUGCGUCUUUACCUUUUUUGUUGUGCCAGAGACGAAUAAGCGUACUCUCGAAGAGAUUGAUGAAUGCUACAUCCAAAAGAUUCCAAUCCGAAAUUUCCCACGCUACGAAUGUGUUGGCACAAUGAGCUCGCGGCUGGAAGCUGUACAAAAAUUGGAAUCGGAGCACGAGUAA